AUGAGGUUGUUAAAACAAGAAAUUGAUACAUUGGCUACUUUAAGCAUUACUGCAUUAUAUAGAGUUAUUGCAGCAAAAAAGUGUAAAUUAUUAAAAGCACAAAAUUUAGUUAUCAAAAUAUAUUUUCAAAAUCAG
Messenger RNA from Cetraspora pellucida, 135 nucleotides. NCBI's taxonomy places the organism in Eukaryota, Fungi, Glomeromycota, Glomeromycetes, Diversisporales, Gigasporaceae. The record is from the annotation of a GenBank genome assembly.